AUGUGCAAACACAUAUUAAACGCACAGGUUUCCAUUCGAGCACCCUGCUGUAAACGAUGGUUUGACUGUGCUGAGUGUCACGCCGAAGCAUCAGACCAUCCGGUUCGCAAGACCUCGGAAAUGGUAUUCGCGUGCAAGAAAUGCAAAAAAGUUUUUCGUAAAGAUAUGGAGAAUUAUGACGAGACCGACGAGUAUUGCCCGCAUUGUGAUAAUCAUUAUGUGAUUGAGGCAAAGACGCCACAAAUGAGCAUUGGGGUUGAGGAAACUCUAACAGGCUUAAUACGUGGCAUACGAGCAAACAAAAAGAAUGAACAAAAAUAUAUUGCCGAGCGUCUCCAGGAAAUACACAAAGAAGUCAAGAGCAAUGACCCAGACGUGAAAGCUAUGGCUAUUUCCAAACUUACAUAUCUUCAUAUGCUUGGAUAUGAUAUGUCGUGGGCGUCGUUUCAUGUUGUCGAAGUCAUGUCAUCUGCAAAGUUUAGUCACAAGCGAUCUGGGUAUUUGGCUGCCACACAGUCGUUUCGACAGGAUACCGAUGUUUUGAUGUUGACUACGAAUCUGUUGAAAAAGGAUCUCGCAUCAGGCAACCAUCUCGAAGUAGGCGUUGCACUGAACGGUCUCUCACACAUAGUCACGCCGGACCUAGCACGCGAUCUCUCGCAGGAUUUAGUAUCAAUGCUUGGCCAUUCACGACCGUAUGUCCGCAAGAAAGUUGUGCUUGUGUUGUACAAGAUAUUUUUGAAGUUCCCCGAGGCACUGCGAUUGAGUUUUCCGAGGUUAAAGGAGCGGUUGGAAGAUUCAGAUCCCUCUGUUGUAUCGGCUGUUGUUAAUGUUGUUUGCGAGUUGGCACGUAAAAACCCAAGAAAUUACUUGUCGCUCGCUCCGCAGCUAUUCAAGCUACUCACAACAUCAGCAAACAACUGGAUGCUCAUCAAAAUAAUAAAAUUGUUUGGAGCAUUAACUCCGCUCGAACCACGUCUAUCCAAAAAAUUGUUGCCACCAAUUACCAACCUAAUCCAGACUACAGAAGCAAUGUCGUUACUGUACGAAUGUAUACACACCGUAAUUAUUGGAGGGAUGUUGAAUACGUUGAAUUCGGAUGCAUUGGCAUCAAUGUGUGUCAAUAAGUUGCGGAUUUUUUUGGAAGAUCCUGAUCAGAAUUUAAAGUAUAUCGGUCUAUUGGCACUGGGUAAAAUACUUCCAACCCACCCGAGACUAGUCGCCGAACACCGUGACAUAAUACUAAAAUGUAUAGAUGAUGCGGACAUUAGUAUUCGACUGCGUGCACUAGAUCUAGUAGUCGGAAUGGUAAAUAAAAAAAACCUUCCAGACAUCGUAAAACGUCUAAUGGCUCACCUCCUUCCCUCUUCAAACGAUGACAACGAAAACAACACAGUCACGACACUAACACUUUUAGAACCGGUCUAUCGCACCGACAUCAUCAACCGUAUUCUGUACAUAUGCUCUCAAAAUUCCUAUAGCAAUAUCACGAAUUUCGAGUGGUAUGUGGCCGUAUUGGUCGAUUUGACUUUCGUAGCUGGAGUCAAAGUUGGAGAUUUGUUGACGGCGCAGAUUAUGGAUGUUGCGGUUCGUGUGAAGAGCGUAAGGAAUUAUUGUGUGAAAGCUAUGCAAAAGUUGCUUUCUAAUUCAACUCUUUUAGAAAACUGCACGUUGUCUGAUUCUAAUUCAGAAGUUCUGUAUGCAGCUGCAUGGGUUGCUGGUGAAUAUUGCAGUUAUCUCGAUGAUCCACCAGAGGUCAUUGAAUACCUUCUCCGAUCUGGCGUAACAAAACUUCCGCAUAAUGUUCAAUCGGUCUACAUUCACAACGUGCUCAAAAUAUAUUCGUUUUGGGCGAAUAGUCUUUUGUACAAUUGGGAUCGUGACGCGAAAGAGGAUUUGGUGCGUGUCACAGAGUUUAUAAAAGAGAAGAUUGGAAUGUUUUGCUCGUGUACAAAUCUUGAAGUUCAAGAACGGGCAUAUAACGUACGCGAAAUGAUCACAAUAAUUCAUCAAAACAUCACCACAAUCGCCCCCGAAUCUGAAAGCAUCUCUCUAUCCGAAAAACCUCCCUCCAUUAUAACAGAACUUCCUCCCCUGUUCUUCUCAUACGAACUUAAUCCUGUCGCGCCAAAAGCUCAAAAAAAAGUCCCGAUUCCCGAAGGAUUGGAUUUAGAUGCAUGGAUUAAUGAGCCACUGCCUGAUUCUGAAGGCAGUGAAAAUGAGCGAGACGGAGAGGAUGAAGAAAGUUAUGGGUAUGGGUACGGACAGAAAGUGGGCGGGAGUGGCGAUUUGGUGUUUUCGAGCGGGAAUGGGCCCGCGGUUGGAAGACGACCACGAAGGGGUAAGAAGGGGCAAAGAGAAUAUGAAAGUGAAGAGGAUGAAGAUGUUAAAGAAAGGAGACGAAAUGAACGAAAAGAAAGAAUGAAGAAUGAUCCUUAUUAUAUUGGCGUCGAUGAUGAUAGUACAUCUAAAAAGCAGAAAUCUAAAUCUAAUCGUUUGCGCGAUGAUAUUGAUGUCGAUUCGAUACCGGUUGUUCAUUUGAAUAUGGAUGAUUUUGAUACUCAAAGUCGAAAACUCACAACAAAAUCGCGUAAACAUCAUAAAAAGAACAAAGAAAGCGUUGACGAAACCACAUCACCGCCUCCAUCCGCUCCAAUAAUAUACACAGAUGUUGGCGAAAUGCCCGAAAACGCCACACUAACAGAUGAUGAUGAGAAAGAUGGCCUUGUCAUCUCCACAGACAACAAUAAUAAUAUCAGCAAUCCUCUAGUAUCCCCUUUGAAAUCUUCGACUUUCUGGAAAAAGAAUCAAGAAGAAAAUAAGGGAAUACUAGACGUGGACUUCUCCGGAAUAUCGAAUAUCGAUUUGUCGACGCCGCUUGGCGACGACGAAAAAUUCCCGCAGACUACGGUGUAUUUGAGUCCGGAGGAGGUGAGAAGGCGCGAGGAAGAAAGGAUAAACAGACAGAUAAUGGAGGAAAGAAGGGCAAAGCAUGCAAAAGCUGUAGACGUUGCGGCUAAACCUAAGAAAGAGGAAACCAUGAAAAAAAAAUCAACUAAAAAGAAUUCGAAACAAAACGUGGUGGCCGAUGAAAAAAUCGAGCCAUUGAAAAAACUACUGAUUGAAGAGAACGGAAUUGAAGUACGUUACUCACUUCGACUAUCCUCAUCAGAAGAACCAAAAAACGAGCCACCGUCACUAGUAGCCGUGUUCACCAUAUCCAACAAAUCUAUAUCAAAAAAUGAUGAUAAUAGUAUUAACAGCAGCAGUGAUGCUUAUACUAUUUCUCAAAUAAUGUUUAAAUUUGAGCCUUCGUCAGACAUUCAAUUCGAGAGCACACUGCUUCGAUUAGACGGCGAAUUAGUAAAGGACGAGAAAAAAGAAGCGGUCGUCAGUUUCAGAGUGCUUGGUAUCGUGGGAACAGGACUAUAUGUGAAUGGACGUUUAACUUGUGAAAAACAUAGUUCGGACGGUACCCAAGAAUCGUCGAGUAACACGUCACUCGACUUUCCGUUUACCUUUCCUAUACCUAUCUCUGUAUACAUGCUACAAAUCCCGCCAAUCACACCAGAACGAUUCUCCUUGAUCGUCUCCAAAACUUCCGAACUACCAUUUGUUGGAUCAACCACUAUUUCAUUAGACACCACAUCAACAGCACUUAUGUCAUCAUCUUCCUUUUCCUUGCAACAAUCGCAAUCCGCUGAACAAUUAUUUCAGAGUACAUUAGUUGAGUUAACGACACUCCUCACUGGUACACACGUAGUCGAGAUGGUGCCCGGUGCUGCGUCGAUAUACGGUGAGAGUGUACAAGGAUACCAAGUGGCUGGGCUGGUUAAAUUGAAUAAGACUGAACAAUUUAGUAAUACCAGCAAUAGUAAUGGUUCUCUUGAAGAUUCAUUACAACUGCAAAAAGAUGAAACGCUGUCUUCGUCGUUAUUGAACGAUAGUAGUAGUAGCAAUACUGCUACUACUACAAGUAAUGAACAGCAGAAAAAGGUUAUUGCUAGUAUCACUGUAGAAUUCAAAUGUACGGAUCAGGCAUUCGUGGACGGGUUGAUUUUAGAAAUAGAACGGUUUUCACAGAAAACAUAA
Messenger RNA from Ambispora leptoticha, 4092 nucleotides. The record is from the annotation of a GenBank genome assembly. NCBI's taxonomy places the organism in Eukaryota, Fungi, Glomeromycota, Glomeromycetes, Archaeosporales, Ambisporaceae.